AUGCUCGGUGCCAAUAGGUACACGAGACGCAGAAUGUUGAACGGCGACAAAUGGACGGAUUAUGUGCGGACUUUUGCUGAAGAUCGAGAUAGUUGGGAGUCACCCGGUGGAGGGUACCGUAAUAAAAUAGACCACAUCAUCGUCAAUAAAAGGUUCUGCCUGACGGACGUCGCUGUUGUACCGAAGUUCUAUACGGGAUCGGACCAUCGCCUCAUCCGAGGAAGAUUUUCCUUCACAAGGAGAGCAGAGAAAGCCGCCAAGUUCAGAGGGAGAAAUCCUAGAACUAUCAUUAACUGGGAUCUCUUCGCUACUCUAGCCGGCUUUUGGAAAGAUUCCGCAAUGGACAACAUCGACGAGGAAUAUGACCGGCUCGUUGAACACCUUCACUGCGCGAAGAAGGCUGAGAGUUUUAAAAACACCAAGAGACGCCUGUCUCUUGAAAAUCUUCAGCUGAUACGCCAGCGUGGAGCAACACGAGCCGCAGGGAACCAAGAACUCACGUCCGAGCUCGCAAGGCUUUGCAGAGAGGCGAUAAAGGAAGACCUUAAAGAGAGAAGAGUAGAAGUGCUGGCUGAAGCUGCAGAGGCGGGGAAAAGCAUCUGCUAUGCCCGUCGAGACUUCGCCAGUCGCAAGACGAGGAUGACUGCUCUCCGGAACCCGAAGGGAACAACCAUUGCAUCGAGAAGGGGAUGGAGAAAAUCAUCUAUGACUUCUACUCUGAUCUCUUCGACAGCCAUGUCCACUUGCCUCCUCACCAUCUGA
Molecule: messenger RNA, 762 nt
Organism: Necator americanus (New World hookworm)
Lineage: Eukaryota; Metazoa; Nematoda; Chromadorea; Rhabditida; Ancylostomatidae
Exons: 2
Coding region: 1-762 (253 amino acids)
Source: RefSeq, a predicted model, not a curated record